AAGAGGUCAAUAAUGAUGAAGAUGCAAAUAAAGAUGCUGAAGCUGAAGAGGAACUGCAUUUAUCUAACUAUUCAUCCUCUUUUCUUAUAAAUAUUUCUUCUGAGCCUUGCUUACAGCAACCGGCAUCAAAUGGUUCAUCAUAUUUAUUAUCUAUUCUGGAGAAAUACUGUGCAGAAGAAUCUACCUCAUUUUAUGAGUACAGCAACCAGUAUCAAAAGAUUUGUCGCAAACCUCAAAAAUCAGAAGGCAGUUUAGUACUAAGGAAUGGGUUAAAUGAAUCUUCGAGAGAUCUUACUCCGGUGGAAUUUAAUGAUGGCUUAUGA
This is a messenger RNA of Racocetra persica, 323 nucleotides long. NCBI's taxonomy places the organism in Eukaryota, Fungi, Glomeromycota, Glomeromycetes, Diversisporales, Gigasporaceae. The record is from the annotation of a GenBank genome assembly.